AUGACGGCUCUCGAAUCCCCUACGGUGUCCCUACCCAAGUCCGGCCUUGUUGUUAAAAUGGAGGACCGCAAGCGACUUGCUACGCAGGAUCCUGGUGAUUCGGCCCCCCCGUUGAAGAAACAAGCCACUACUGUUAAUGGAGGAGUAAAGGCGCACCCGGACACCGAUAUGCCAUGGCGCGAUGAUCUUGAGCGAUAUCAGAAAGAUGCAAUCUGGAGGCAGAUGCAAGAAUAUAAACGCGAGAAAACAACACUCGAAUCUCGGAUAAAGGAUCUAUCUAAGAAGAUGGCGUAUAAUGAAGAACACGUCAGUGUUCUUGAUGCAUGGCUUAAGCAGUUAAUUGAUGAAGUCAAAGUUAUAUCCUCUUCGGUAGACGAGUCCUCAGAAGAGAACCCCACAUACCAGACAUCGUUGCUUUUCAGCGGUCAUGAAGCAUUCGAAAAACACUUACAAGACCGAGCCAGCGAAAUUAAGGGUUCAAUAUCCCGUCUUCUCUCCAACGCAGCCAAAGCUACCCCAGAUAUCACCAGCUUGCAAUCCCAACUCGCAAAGAAGCUUGCGGAUGAAAAGGCUGUUAAUGUUGCCAUUGAGAAAGCGAUUGCAGAAAAGCAGCAACUUGAGGAACGUCUUGAGGCAGCAUCGUUGAGAUAUAUGGUAGCUGAGAAGAAAAUAGAUCGAGCCAAGAGCCUCACUGUUGCCAGACUGGAAAAACAGCACAUUCUCGGACCCCAUAAGUCAGGCGAUUCUUCUACAAAGCGAGAGGAAGGGCCAUCCACCAAUGGAACGACUGAUAACCCCGAAAAGGCCACCGAGAUGGAAAUGCUGUAUAAUACCACGCUUGCAGUAUCCAACAAGCAAAAGGAACAGCUAGAAAGGCUCGAAGCGGAAAAUUCCAAGCUGUUGACUCAGAUAACUGAACUCCACGUUAAGCUUUCAAAACUUUCCGACGAGGACUAUGCUCACUGUGACCUGUUUAAACAAUUAAAAUCUCAGCAUGAAGAUGUCAUCCAGCGGAUCAAUCAUCUAGAAGCGACCAAUAUCCAACUACGUGAAGAAGCUGAGAAGCUACAGGCCGAACGGACUGCAUAUCGAGUUCAAAUAGAAAACGAGGCUCAAAACACCAUUGGAGAAAAGGAAGCUCAGCUGGCGAAAACAGAAUCCAAUCUUGUUCGAAUUCGGAAUGCUCGAGACGAGCUAUUGGCAGAUCAGCAGAUGCGAAAGGCAGCGGAAGACCAGGAGAAGCAGUCAGUCACUCAAUUGAAAGAGCUGUUAGACGCCAAAGAAUCCCGGAUUACUUCUUUGGAGCAGGAAGUUCAUAGAGUGCAAUUGCAAAUCGAUGGAGUAAAGGACUCCCGGCCAAAUAAUAGCGAACUCUCACAUGAACAACUACGGACUAAGUUUGAUACACUUGAAAAGCAGUAUGAGAUGCUCAAUAUGGAACUAUCAUCUAUGCAGAUAGCCUUCCGGAAAUCUUCCAAGUUAGCAUCCCAAAAAAUUGCCGAUACAGCUACCGCUGAAGAAAGAGUCCAGCGUUUGAUGGCCGAGAAAUCAAAGGCCGAUCAGAAGUAUUUUGCAGCUAUGCAGAGCAAAGAAUCUCGGGAUGCGGAGCUUAGAUCUCUUCGGCUGCAAAACAUGAAGAGCUCUGAUAUCAUUUCACAACUCAAGGAGGCCGAGGCGGCAACGAGGACACUUGUCUCAAAUGUUGAGAAACAACUAAGUGAAACAAAGGAAGCGUUGACCAGUCUAACGAACCAGUAUCGAACGUCUCAGCACCAAGUCAACGAAGCAACCAUUGUUAUCCAGGGGUUGAAGUCACAAGUGGCUGAAUUAAAGGGUCAACUAGCGACCAAAGAUGCAACGCUCACAGCAGCUACGAAUAACUGCCGAAAGGCGGAGAGUGAGGUCGAAGGCCUCAAGGUCACACUUUCGGAUACUAAGAAGAGUUUGGAGUCCUGGAAAAGCCGUGGUUUGGGCAAUAACACAUCUGAAUAUGAGAUGUUAAGAACUCUUGCCCUCUGCACAGUCUGCCGGCGGAAUUUCAAGAAUACUGUCAUCAAGACCUGUGGCCACGUCUUCUGCAAGGAAUGCGUUGAAGAGCGAUUGACCUCCAGGUCCCGUAAGUGUCCGAAUUGCAACAAAUCCUUUGGCAGCAACGACCACAUGCAUAUUACCCUUUAA
Molecule: messenger RNA, 2178 nt
Organism: Trichophyton rubrum CBS 118892
Lineage: Eukaryota; Fungi; Ascomycota; Eurotiomycetes; Onygenales; Arthrodermataceae
Exons: 6
Coding region: 1-2178 (725 amino acids)
Cellular component (GO): HULC complex; nucleus
Molecular function (GO): ubiquitin protein ligase activity
Source: RefSeq, a predicted model, not a curated record